AUGAUCAUUUCCCACUCCCACACCAUCCUGAUAGGAUUUUUGACCAUUAUAGUCAUAUUAAGUUAUGUGAAGGUUGCCGAAGCUGGCACAGGAUUGGAUCUAGGACUAAUAUCCUUGCCGGCAACGAGCCAGGUUUGCCAGUGCUCCUUGACGAUGUCCUGCAGCUGUUGCCAGGGAGUGACGGUCAAUCUAAUGAAUCAAACCAGUACUCUUUGCCUCACCGUCAAGAUUGGCUUAACCAGUGGAUCCGUUGAUUUGGGGGCUACAAUGGAUGGCAAUUCGGUGGCCAAGUUUUCGAUUAGCACCACGAAACCGCCCACAUAUUGCCUACCAGUGGUCUCGAUGGCUUCCCUGGACAUGUGCUUGAAAAUAAAUUUCAAGAUGGCAGGAGUCGCGGUCAAGGCCUGCCCCACCAUCUAUACCAACUAUGCCAGCAAUCAGAUCGUGAGCUACGAUUUUCCCUGCAUUCAGGUGGGCCUGGAUGGCGUGAGCCUGGCCUAG
Messenger RNA from Drosophila gunungcola (fruit fly), 501 nucleotides. RefSeq lists its product as uncharacterized. The transcript is spliced from 2 exons. Lineage: Eukaryota; Metazoa; Arthropoda; Insecta; Diptera; Drosophilidae. The record is from RefSeq and is a predicted model, not a curated record. The coding region runs from base 1 to 501 and encodes 166 amino acids.